Messenger RNA from Mercurialis annua (annual mercury), 1505 nucleotides. RefSeq lists its product as uncharacterized. The transcript has 8 exons. The record is from RefSeq and is a predicted model, not a curated record. NCBI's taxonomy places the organism in Eukaryota, Viridiplantae, Streptophyta, Magnoliopsida, Malpighiales, Euphorbiaceae. Bases 49 to 1200 code for a protein of 383 amino acids.
CACACAUAAAAAGCCCACAGCAAUGCCACGUCAUAUUCUCCAAACGAAAUGACCGCCACUCAACUUUCCCACCAAAUCUUGCACCUACACCACCCAAUUCCCACCGUCUCCUCCCGGCGACUGACCACCAAAUUCAACACCCCCUCCAAAUUAUCAUUUAGAACUAAUCAGAACUCCAAAUGGAUUCUCCGGCUUAGUCCAGUGGAGCAGAACCCACCUGCAUCACAACAAUCAACUACAGUUGAUGUUAAAAAAUUGGUGAAUUUCUUGUAUGAUGAUCUUCCUCAUCUGUUUGAUGAUCAGGGUAUUGAUCGAACGGCGUAUGAUGAUCGUGUUAAGUUCAGGGAUCCAAUUACUAAGCAUGAUAGCAUAAGUGGGUACCUCUUGAAUAUUGCUCUUCUGAAAGUUGUCUUCAGACCUGAGUUUUUCUUGCACUGGGUUAAGCAGACAGGACCUUAUGAGAUAACCACUAGAUGGACUAUGGUUAUGAAGUUCAUGCCGCUUCCAUGGAAACCAGAGUUGGUUUUCACAGGAACAUCAGUGAUGGGCAUUAAUCCAGAGAAUGGGAAGUUUUGCAGCCACUUGGACUUUUGGGAUUCUAUAAAGAACAAUGACUACUUUUCUCUUGAAGGUUUAUGGGAAGUGUUUAAGCAGUUGAGGAUAUACAAGACUCCUGACUUAGAAACGCCCAAAUAUCUAAUACUCAGAAGAACCGCAAAUUAUGAGGUAAGGAAGUAUGAGCCAUUUGUUGUGGUUGAAACAAGUGGAGAUAGAUUAUCCGGGUCAACUGGAUUCAAUGAUGUUGCUGGGUACAUCUUUGGCAAGAACUCUAAAGAGGAAAAAAUAGCAAUGACUACACCUGUCUUCACUCAGGCAAAUGAUGCUGAACUUUCCAAAGUGUCCAUUCAAAUAGUUCUUCCAUCAGAGAAAGACUUAAACAGUUUGCCAGAUCCUAAUAAAGAGAACAUUAGCCUGAGAAAAGUGGAAGGAGGCAUUGCUGCAGUACUGAAGUUUAGUGGAAAACCAACUGAAGAUAUUGUUGCCGAAAAAGAGAAAUCAUUACGUGCAAGUCUUAUUGAAGACGGUCUUAAACCUAAGACAGGUUGUUUGUUUGCUCGCUACAAUGAUCCUGGCCGAACACAGAGCUUUAUGAUGACAAUUCUUUGUCGAUCUAUGUUUGUUUGGAAUGAAGAGGAAUGAGGUGCUAAUAUGGCUUGAAGAAUUCUCACUGGAAUAGAAAGUUACAAUCAGAAAAUCAAACUCUUUGGUUGCCACCAUUGUAUUCUCAGCAUUCGUGUGCCUUACGAAACUUACUGGGGCAGAUGUUCUGAUUCACAAAUUGUAAACAAAUCAAAACGUCUUUAGGGUAUCUGUGUUCAAAUGGUUAGGUACUUGCUGGUGCUAAUUUGUUUGGUUUCUUAUUAUCAAGUGCAUUUUUGUAGUUUAAACUUGUGAUAUAGUAUCAAGAUUACAACUUUAAUCAAAGUCUAAAACCUCUUCAUGAA